This is a messenger RNA of Cuscuta europaea, 2595 nucleotides long. The record is from the annotation of a GenBank genome assembly. NCBI's taxonomy places the organism in Eukaryota, Viridiplantae, Streptophyta, Magnoliopsida, Solanales, Convolvulaceae.
CGCGGAGACCGCAGGUCUGUACAGCACUGUACCAGCUACUCAGCCAGGCAGCGGCCAGCCUCCAGCCAACCAGAAGACGACGCUGCUGAGUGCUGACCGCCUACGAACUAGCGGCGACCGUGCUCUGCCGGCUGCUUCUAGCGGUAGGCCCGCCACAGGCCUAGCCUGAAUGCAGGUCGGCUGCAGCAUUCCGCCCGUCUGCUGCACUGCCGCACCUACAAGUCGUAUAAAUCCCCCAAUUUCCGUCACUGGUCAACAAGUGUUUUGCUAUUGAAGCAUGUCCUCAGAUUAUAUAUACAUCGUUAGCUCAAAGUUGGUUGUAGAUACGAUUUACCCCAGAAUCUGUAGAGAAGAAGCUCCACAAGACCACAACUGUCUCUACACGGAGUUUUCAAUCCAUGGAGGUUUUGACUGACUUCUAGUAACAUGUAAUGACUAUGUCUGGCUCAAUAUCUCGAAUCAGGAGACUUUUCAUUCUAUUUCCUGUCAAGCCACUUUAUCCCUCAUCUCCUAUCCCCUGGUCAAUUUCAAGAUACUCAAAGCCAAUUGCAGAUCUGUCAUCAAUGUCGGGAUAUAGAAAUCCAUUUAUUCCUCUAAAUAUUUGGUGGGGGCAAAGAAACUUUAGUCAUGGGACUGUGAAUUUUGUGAUAUCUCCGGAUGGGAAGCCGAGGUUUGAAACUCUUGAAACAGACCCCCCUAAGAAGGAAAAAUGGGUAACAAAGAAACGGCUGAAAGAGAAGAGGAAGAGAGAGAAAAAGAAGAGGAAAGCGGCAAAUAAGAGAGAUCCCCGAAGGCUGGGAGUCAAGGGAAAGAAGAAGCAGAAGUUUGCUACCGCUGAAGAAAGAAUUAAGAACAAGAUUGAAAAUGCAAAGGUUAAAGAAGCAAUGCUAGUUGAGAGAUUAAAGCGUUGUGAGGUUUCCAAAGUUCAAGGUCCUGAAGUCAUGCCACACAACCUCACCGGGGAAGAAAGAUUUUAUAUCAAAAGAAUGGCCCAAAAAAAGUCAAAUUAUGUUCCGAUUGGUAGAAGGGGUGUGUUUGGAGGUGUUAUUCUUAAUAUGCAUCUCCAUUGGAAAAAACAUGAAACUGUUAAGGUCUAUUGCAAGCCUUGUAAACCUGGUCAAAUAAAAGAGUAUGCUGAUGAGAUUGCCAGAUUGAGUGGUGGGAUCCCGAUUCAGAUAAUUGGUGAUGAUACCAUAGUUUUCUAUAGAGGUAAAGAUUAUGUGCAACCAGAAGUGAUGUCACCAAUUGAUACAUUGUCCAAGAAGAAGGCAUUGGAAAAAUCCAAGUAUGAGCAAUCACUUGAGUCUGUAAGGCGCUUUAUUGCCAUUGCUGAGAAGGAACUUGAACUCUAUUACAGACAUGUAGCUCUUUAUGGUGAUCCCAGUGACCGUAACCCUCAUUCCAUCCUUAAUAGCUCUACAAGAAAAGAAGGGAGAGAGAAGCUCAAGGAGAUACCGGAGGGUUCUUUAAUGGAAAAAGAAGAAUUUUAUGAAUCUGAAGUAGAAGCAGAUUGCUCUGGUCAGGAGUUAUCAGAAUACGAAGAUGGAUCAGAGACAGAAACAGAUAAUUCUAACCAACAGCUGUCAGAUUAUGAUGAUUGUUCGGACAAAGACCAGUUGGCAAGUGAAGCAGAAUCUGUGGGUGAGGAGAGGAUGCAUAUAGCUUGUGAUUUGAACCAGAUGGUGAACCCGCUUGGUCCAUAGCAGUAGCUUGAUGAUGUUUUUCUACACCUUUCAUGAUCGAGCCAUGACCAACUUUUUCAUGCUUUCUGAUUUCUUCAUCAAUAUGCAGAUCUUCAUCAAUGGUCAGAAAAGUAGUUUGUGUGCCAUGUGGACCUGGGACGAUCGCUUCAUGAACUUUUAUAUGCUCAUCCAGCUUUACAACAUCACUUUCUUUAAACAUUCUUUUCUUUCUCUUUUUGAUGAAGCAACAUAGUGCCACAGAGAGAAAUGCAAGAAAGAACAGACCACCAAGUGAGACAAAUAUAAUGAUGACAUGGGAAUGAUGUCCCGGUGGCGGUGGAGGAAUAUAUGGGUGUGGCGGGGGCUUAUUGGCUGGUGGCGGUGGCGGUGGAAGAGUAUGUGGUGGAGGCGGCGGCUUGACAACAGGUGAUGGAGGUGAAAUUAAAGGACUUGGUUGCCUUGGUGCCGGAGGUGGUGGUGGUUUAGGGUGAGGUGGUGCUACCUUUGGUGGGGGUGGGGGAGGGGGAGGUUUGAUGGGUGGGCUUGGCGGUACCAUUCUUGGAGGAGGGGUGUUAUGCUGAUGUGGUGGUGCCACUUUUGGUGAGAAUGGUGGGACUUGUGGCGGAGAUGGAAAACCAUAAGGGGUUCCUGGAGAGUAAAAUGGGAAGAUAUUUUGGAUACCAGCCAUUUCUUGUGUAAUUAGUUAAACUAGUUAGAAUAUCCCCUUACUGUGUGCUCAUCUCUAUUGUCUGAGUGAGUUUUUAUAUUGGUGGUUUUUGUGUUAUUUAUACUUUUAAGUUUCCUAUUACUUGACUGUUAUGUAAAGGCUUUUCUUCGAUGGGGCUGUCUUUGAUUGCACUGAAAUUCACUCUUUUUAAUUGCUCCCAAUUGAGAUUAGAUAUUUUAGAAACCC